UUCAUUUUCGCUGCACGGUCAUUCUGCGAAUAAUAGUAGCAAGUAACAUAUCUUUUUGUUAUCAAAACGUAUUUCAUUGUUUUCCAUUAGUCUUACUACGCAUUUUAUUAUCUGGAAUCUCCACAAAUUGCUUCCUAUGGUUUUUGCAGUGAAUUUAUGUUAAGGAUGAAUCAAAACGGAUAAACUCUUAUCCCCAGCUGUAUCCGAACCCAUCAACGAAGUUUCCGUGAAGUUCCUGGAAACUCGUCCGUUGUUUUAGGGAUAUGCAUUUUCCCAUUUAUAUCACUACUCGAUUGUUUACAACAACCACCCACUAUUACACCCUGCUGUCGAAUCACUUUACGUGGUAUCUUGCAUGAGAUCACUAUUUGCUAUUCCGGUGCUGCACUAGAGAACACGGUACAAAGCGAUAAAGUUAUUGUGAAAAUUAGCAUCGACUUAGCACACCUACUGCAGCAAUGGAAAUCUCCAACGAAGAUUGGAUCGACCGGGCACAGGAGAAUAUGAAAAAAUUCCUGAACCGAGGCGGCGCUUGUCGUGGGGAUGAAGCCCAGCUGCUACAGGGCACCAGCUUGCAGAACACGCUCGGCUACGCACUUAGCCUAACCAUGAAGGACCCGAACGAGUGGACCGACGAGGAGCUGCAACUGAAGUAUAUGGAGCAGCUAUGUUUCUAUGACGAGGAAUCCCGUAAGACCAUCGACCGGCUGAUGCAACAGAUGUACAUCGGAAUCCACACCAAUGUGACCUGCCGUUUGACGAUUCUGCCGAUCGAGUUGUACAGCGAGGGAAAACUGUACGAGGUGCCGCUGUUUCGGUACCAAUUUCAACAGGCUACCGACACCGAGCCCAAAUUUAUUGACUCCAUCGGGAGGGUGUAUCAGAAUUUUGAGGAUUUUUUGAAAAACAAUAAGUAUCCCUCUGCGGAAAUGAUGUACCCGAAGGAGGGGAAGCUGGUGGCAACCAACUUGAAGAAUGUGGUGUACGACAUAGGAAAGACGCCCGCUUGGAAGAACUAUUACUACAAGGCGCUUGAUAUUGCGACUGGGAUAAUAGGCAUCGCCGGAGCUACCGGAGCCAUUUUUCUGUCGGGAGGGAUCGCUAUGCCGUUCAUUGCGGCAAGUGUAGGAUCAGCCAUCUACGCCACAGGUCGUUCAAUUGAUGUACUGCGCGACAAAAGUGCCCACCAAGAAUCGCUGAAUCCGCUGUGCGAUUCUGAAUCACGAACUGCCUGGUUGAGCCUGACGGCUCACGUGCUAACUUUCGGUACUAUGCCGCACAUUUCCGCCCUCUCCGGAGUGGCAUCCACUAGUCACAGCAUUGCCACCGGGUUCAAGGUGUGCAACUUUAUCAACGAAACUGGAAAUAUCAUCAGCGAUCUGGUGAUUUGUGACACUUUGUCGGCAAUGCAUUCCAAUUACUACAACGCCAGCAUCGAAACACGUCUAGCGCAUGCCGCCUCGAUCUGCUUUUGGACCAAAACCGUAAUUAGUAUCCGCCAGGCGGAACUGAUGAUGAAGAACAAUGCGAUUGUAGCGCUGAAAUUGUUUGGCUUCGAGGACCAUUUCUGCGAGUAUUUCAACAAUGACUCACGUGCGAUCGAUAUUGGAUUGAGAAUUGUUAAACAUUCGCUGCAGAACAAUGUGCUCAUCGUUUCCGAUAAGAAGGACACGUCCGCCAUCACAAUCGAUCGGAUAAAGUUUUGUAUCGAAACUUUGCUGAAGCUGGAACCAGAGGAGGUGGAAAAGUUGUUUCAGAUAUUGCAAGCUGUCACCACUGACCGGGACCGAGAGUUGUUCAAUGAGCUUCGGCUACUAUGCGAAAGUGAUGUAGAUCUGGUUCGAUUUAUAUCAGCUGAAGCAGAAGUAGAGCAACUGCCGGUUAGUGAAUUAGCAGAAAUGCUCAUACACGUGUACGCUUCAUUGAAGAGCCAGGAUCAGUUCAAGAUGAGCAUCAACGCGGUGGACGGUGUCUGUGUUGGCAAUGGUCUAAAUCUUACUAUCAAGCAGGCUUUUAUCUUAUUCGCUUCCAAGGACGGUCACAAAGGCGUUGCCGCGCUGAUUGACGCUGUACUGGAGCUUCCACCCGAGCAGUGCAAAGCACUGAGCAAGAUAAUCAAAACCGAACAAGAUUACAUAUCAAUUUUUAAGCUGAAAUCCAGUGAUGAUAAUAGCAGUAAGGAAGACAUUAGCAACAGAAUUAGAAAUGCAAUUUCAAAGGCCUUAACAGAAGAGCAGUAAAUUUGUCGUAGCACAUAUCGUGGAUAGCGAGAAAAUGAGUGAAAUCUAGCCAAAUUUUUUAGGGAUGCUUGAUGAGACUAUUAGGCAAACAACUUUUUAAUGCACCGCAAAAUGUUUAGAGAGGGGGUAAAACUCCCACAAACACGCACAUACAAAUAUAAAUUUAGAGUAACAGAAAGCAAAAAUAUAGAGUGUAAUUCCUACUUUAAAAUGAAGACGCUUUAACGUUUCUAACAUACAAAAUUGUAGUAAAAGAAAAUCAAUGAAGAGACUAACUUGCACCUGUUUAGAUAUACUUAGCCAAGAAAACUGAUGAUGAUAAAACACCAACAAUUCGUAUGAAACAUGAAUCCUGUAGCUUAUAGAUUUAGAUGCUCACAUUAGAAUAACUGUUAGGAAAACGCAGUAUGCGAACCAAUGUUAGUAUUGUUUCAUCAAUUGCGAAAACUAGUGAACCAACGUCGGUGCAGUGCAAACAGAACUUGUUACAGUUUAUUUUUCAUAUAUGUACGUACAGACAAAACGAAACUCUAUUAUGAAUGAUUUAUUUUUGACAAAUAUAUAUAACCGAUCUACACUGAUAGAUGGCACCAUGCUCUGGCGAUAAGCUGAA
Topomyia yanbarensis is the source of this 2853-nucleotide messenger RNA. RefSeq lists its product as uncharacterized. The transcript has 4 exons. Lineage: Eukaryota; Metazoa; Arthropoda; Insecta; Diptera; Culicidae. The record is from RefSeq and is a predicted model, not a curated record. The coding region runs from base 459 to 2240 and encodes 593 amino acids.